CCGCCACCCGCGGCCCGGCAAAAGGCUGGGACUUUACUCAGGCGGCGGAGAACGAGUCCGUGCUCCAUCAGCUGCCGCAAGCGCCGCGCCGGAGCCUGAGCCACGAUGAGCGGCAGAGUGGGCGAUCUAAGCCCCAAGCAGAAGGAGGCACUGGCCAAGUUUCGGGAGAAUGUCCAGGAUGUGCUGCCCACCCUGCCAAAUCCAGAUGAUCAUUUUCUCCUGCGCUGGCUCCGAGCAAGGAGCUUCGACCUGCAGAAGUCCGAGGCCAUGCUCCGGAAGCACGUGGAGUUCCGAAAGCAGAAGGACAUCGACAACAUCUUGAACUGGCAGCCUCCAGAGGUGAUCCAGCAGUAUCUGUCAGGGGGCCUGUGCGGCUAUGACCUGGACGGCUGUCCCGUCUGGUAUGAUGUCAUUGGACCUCUGGAUGCCAAGGGUCUGCUCCUCUCAGCCACCAAACAGGACCUGCUCAGGACCAAGAUGCGGGACUGCGAGCUGAUUCAGAGGGAGUGUGCUUGCCAGACCGAAAAGACAGGGAAGAAGAUAGAGACUGUCACCCUGAUUUACGACUGCGAGGGGCUUGGCCUUAAGCAUCUCUGGAAGCCGGCAGUGGAGGCCUAUGGAGAGUUUCUCUGCAUGUUUGAGGAAAAUUAUCCUGAGACACUGAAGCGUCUUUUUGUUGUUAAAGCCCCCAAGCUGUUUCCUGUAGCCUAUAACCUCAUCAAACCCUUCCUGAGUGAGGAUACUCGUAAGAAGAUCAAUGUCCUGGGGGCAAACUGGAAGGAGGUUUUACUGAAAUAUAUCAGCCCUGACCAGGUGCCUGUGGAGUAUGGGGGUACCAUGACUGACCCUGAUGGAGACCCCAAGUGUAAAUCCAAGAUCAAUUAUGGAGGUGACAUCCCCAAGAAGUAUUAUGUGCGAGACCAGGUGAAACAGCAGUACGAGCACAGUGUACAGAUUUCCCGGGGCUCCUCUCACCAAGUGGAAUAUGAGAUCCUCUUCCCAGGCUGCGUCCUCAGGUGGCAAUUCAUGUCAGAUGGUUCAGACAUCGGUUUUGGGAUUUUCCUGAAGACCAAGAUGGGAGAGCGGCAGCGGGCCGGGGAGAUGACAGAGGUGCUGGCCAGCCAGAGGUACAAUGCUCACCUGGUCCCUGAGGACGGGACCCUCACCUGCAGCGAUCCUGGCAUCUAUGUCCUACGGUUUGACAACACCUACAGCUUCAUUCAUGCAAAGAAGGUCAGUUUCACUGUGGAGGUCCUGCUUCCAGACAAAGCCUCAGAAGAGAAGAUGAAACAGCUGGGGGAAGCCACCCCAAAGUAAUGCCUCCUCCCACAGCAGGCCUGGCUCCCUCUGUGUCUUCUUGUCAGUUUCUAUCCCUUGCAGCAGUCAUUUUCCCAGCACUCUCAUGCCCAAAGAGAAACUGGGCUAGAAAAAAGACCUCAGGGCUGGAUCUGGGAAGCCUUCAUUUCAGAAUUAGGAAGAGGGAGAGUAGCUGGAGUGGCUCUCUUUGCCUCUCAAAUUACUAAGGAGUCCCCAAGGGCUGGGCACUGUGAUAGCACAUGUCUUGUUAGCUAUGCCAAUUUCACCUGUCCAGUGAUAGCUGAGACAAGAAGCAGGGGGCAGGACCAUGGGGUGGCAGGGAAGAAAUUAGGUAAAAGGGGAAAGAUUGAGGCCUAACACUUAGGGAAGCCAGCUGCAGGGUAAGAACUUGCCCCUGGAAGAAAAUGUAAGUCUAGAUCAUAAUGAGGAGUAGCAAGGUAGCCGGUUGCUAGUGUUAUCUUGGGGGUCUGAGGCUCUUCUGAACUUUGUAUCACCAAAGCUGGGAUCUUUUGGCUUUUCCCAGGUUUCAGGAGGUGGCCUGAGUCAGCACAGAUCUUUCCAUGCAGGGACAGACAGGCAGGCCUCACCCUCACCUUGAGGAAAUCAGCAACCCCUGGGUCCCACUGGAUACAUCUUUAAUUACUAAUGAUUGUCAGUGACUCAAGAGCUUCCUGGGACAAUAAGUUUAGUACCCAGCCACUGUCCUCCAAUGCAAACAAAGCCUAGGGAAGUUGCCUCCACGGAUUCCCAGCUCCGUGAAGGGCCAGGGAGGCUGGGGUGGUCCUGAAGCUUCCACUCGUUUUCAGUGCUGCCAGCCUCUCUAAAAUUACCUCUUCCUGUGAGCACCCAUACAAAAGUGACAAGUGGGAUCAAUACAGUAGAUCUCAGUGAGAGCAUUUCCCCAUUCUGAGUCUCCCAGGGUGUCCGACCAGAGCAAGGCCUUGCUGGUCCCAUCUCUGGGAGGCCUGCGGUGGGUGCAGUGGGUUCCUGUGCCUGUAGGGGCUGCUGCCCCAGCACGAGGCCAAAGGCCGGGCCAGCACCGGGCAGAGCCAGGGGCUGGGGGCAGCCAGAGAGCCUCGCAGGCCCCCAGCUCCUCCUUCCACAAUGACAGGGUGGGGGUGGGGGGAACAGACCUUGCGGCAAUCACAGCUCUCCACUCAAUCCCACAUUCUGCAAACGAACACCAGGCCUUGGAUUGCACAGAAGCCGAGAAGGCGGUCCCGCCUGGGCCCUCGUGGGCAUUCCCUCCCUUCAGAAACCCAGACCCUGGCCCAGCCUAGGGAGAGGUCUGGCGAAGCAGAUGGAGGAGGAAGGGGCAAGGCUGGCGCUGACAGGAUGGCCCGAGGCCGCGCGGGAGCCCCAGUCAGACUCUUCAGGACAUCCUGACCUUGGUUUACAACGCUCUGUUAGGAAAAUUAACCCAAUGAAUAAAGCAAUGUUCAGCGCA
Messenger RNA from Phacochoerus africanus (Common warthog), 2764 nucleotides. It is a transcript of the gene SEC14L2, whose product is annotated as SEC14 like lipid binding 2. Lineage: Eukaryota; Metazoa; Chordata; Mammalia; Artiodactyla; Suidae. Gene Ontology annotation, cellular component: cytoplasm. The record is from RefSeq and is a predicted model, not a curated record. Bases 106 to 1317 code for a protein of 403 amino acids. The transcript has 12 exons.